Puntigrus tetrazona (Sumatra barb) is the source of this 9175-nucleotide messenger RNA. RefSeq names its product matrix-remodelling associated 5b (gene mxra5b). The coding region runs from base 12 to 7445 and encodes 2477 amino acids. Gene Ontology annotation, cellular component: extracellular region. Lineage: Eukaryota; Metazoa; Chordata; Actinopteri; Cypriniformes; Cyprinidae. Gene Ontology annotation, molecular function: protein binding. The record is from RefSeq and is a predicted model, not a curated record. The transcript has 6 exons.
GGGACGUCAUCAUGGGCUCUUCACGCGUGGGUCUGAUGCUGAUUCUUCUGGUCAGCGUCCCGGGCUCCGGCGGGGUCUGUCCGAGGCAGUGCGCCUGCUCUGCUCCCGCUGAAGUGCACUGCACCUUCCGAGCGCUCCGGACCGUUCCCACCGGCAUCUCCGGACAGGUCCAGCGCAUUAACUUUGGGUUUAACACCAUAAAUCACAUCACAGACGUGUCCUUUGCUGGCCUUGGGAAACUAGAGCUGCUCAUGAUGCACGGCAACAACGUGCAGAAAAUACCUGAUGCUGCUUUUCAGGAUCUGGUUUCUUUACAGGUUUUAAAAAUGAGCUACAACAAACUUCGAGUCAUCACGGGGCGCACCUUCUCUGGUUUGACAGCCCUUGUUAGACUCCAUCUGGACCACAACCGCAUCGAGUUCAUCCACCCGGAUGCGUUCAGCGGGCUGACGUCACUGCGUCUGCUCCAUCUAGAGGCCAACCAUCUGCAGAAGCUCCAUCCCAAUACUUUCAGCACGUUCUCGCUGCUGCGGCGUUUCCCCGUGUCCACCCUGAAGCAUCUGUACCUGUCCGAGAACCUCCUCCGCACGCUGCCCAGGAACCUGCUGGAGAACAUGCCCCAGCUGGAGAACCUCUUCUUAUACGGAAACCCCUGGAGCUGUGACUGCCGCAUGAGCUGGUUACAGGACUGGAGCCUUCAAAAUGCAGGGGUGAUGAAAUGCAAAAAAGACAGAUCAUUUUCCAGCGGCCAGCUCUGUCCACUGUGUGCAUCUCCUAAACACCUCAAAGGACAAGACCUCUCAGAUCUCAAGGAGUUCACCUGCUCUGGACCAGCUAUCAGCUCUCCAGGAAAGAACGUCUCGCACGAGGACAACAUGAGUGAACUCCUGCCCAUCGAUAGGAUCAAACCACCGUUUGGAAACAUCUCCCUUGGUUUAUCCGAUGAACACGGGACUAAGGUGGAUUUAAUCUGCCAAAUACUUGAACCAAGAGAGUUCACUAAAAUCACCUGGAAUUAUACAAAAUCUUUGGACAUCGCUACAAACGUGACUCUCUUCUUUGACCUGGAGUGUCCUGUGGACAGAGACAACUAUGAGAGCUUUUGGAGGCUUCUUGCAUACUAUAGUGACGUGCCUGUGCAUCUGCGAAGGGAAAUCAUGCUAAGCAGAGAACCAGAGCUGAGCUACAGAUACAGACAGGACAUCGAAAGGGAUGCCUAUUUUUACACUGGCGUCCGAGCCAAUGUUGUAGCCCGUCCAUCUUGGAUCAUGCAGUCUUUCAUAAAUAUCAAAUUAAACAGGCCUUAUUCCUCCUCCAAAAGUGUGAGACUCAUUCUUGACACUCAUUUGACUACCACCACAGACAAAGAGCCCAUCAGAUCUUGGGUCAUGAUUGAACAUGACAAUAAAACUCAGACGAGCUUCAGUUCUGUUGUGGGUGGUGCGAUUGAAAUGGACUGCCGGGUGCAAAGCUCUGGAAAUACAGCCAUUCAUUGGAUGGCACCUGAUGGAUCAAAGAUUAAAGCUGCAUUUGGCUCGACCGACAAAAGAGUGAGCGUUUCUAGCAGCGGUAAACUUCACAUCAAAUCUGUCGAGCACAGAGACUCUGGAGUUUAUUAUUGCAUUGCUGAGGUUGCAGGAGAUAUUGAUGUUUUGCCUUUCCGUUUAUCCGUUAUGGAGUCUUCAACCCCGCUUCCAGGUGAAGAGGUUGGAAACGCUUUAACCAAGUUUGUUGGCGAGUCUGCAUCUUUGCCCUGUCUUACUACGGCGACUCCAGAUGCCGUGGUGAAUUGGAUAUUUCCAGAUGGCAGUGUACUGAAUGCCAAAGCAAAUACAUCCAGGGCUUUAGUCUUUUCAAAUGGGACUUUGUUCAUUCCUUAUAGUCAGCUCAACAAUAAUGGAUAUCACAAAUGCAUCGCCAUGAACCAGCAUGGUGUGGAUGCGCUGGCUACUAAACUAACUGUUAUGAGACAGAAAGGAAUCCAGCCACUUCGACAGUAUCCCAUCAGACCACAGUCUGCAGCGGGAGUGUCCACUAAGGUAAAAGCCUUUUUGGAGGAUGUAGAAGAAGCUUCUGGAGAUGAAACUCAAGAGAGAGUAAUACCAAACAGAAGCUUUAUUAAUCGAAGAAAGGGUCCAAAUGCAAGAACUCAAGGACGUCCUUUUGGCAACAUCCGCCAAAGGCGACCUUUUAGAAAGGGCAUGCAUGGACAACCAAACAGAACUGGCUUAACAAACCAAAGAACUGUUAAUACCAAGAACAAAAUAGACCCUCAGAAGUGGGCUACUCUUUUGGCCAAAAUCCGUGACAAAACCUCUCAGAGGAACUCAUCGAUUAAUAUUGUCCAACAUGGCACAGCAGAGAAAAAUCUGCAGACAGUGAAUGUCGGUUCAGUUGACAACAUUGAGAGUUUUUCUGGAGACUCUAAUUCGCAGGAAGAGUCAAACACUUUCAGCACGCCACACCAAACGGAUGUUUACCACAGACAUGCAAUUACACCUCACACUGAGGGACAAAAUAAUAACGUAUAUCUUACGCCUCUUCCAGAAUUACAAACUAGCUCAGACGUUGUGCCUUACAUCUCAUAUCCCACAUCUGGCCCCCAUUAUGUUAUGACAGAGGUGAAUGUUGUAGAAAGAGGGCAUGUGAGCACCAUAAGUGCAGAAAAUGACCAAGUAUAUUAUAGGUCUGUCAUCAAACCGGAGUCUGAGAAAGAAAAUGAGCUUAAUUUCUCCGGAAAGACCUCCGUCCAUUCGCAGAUUGGAGAGAUUGAUUUUGGACAACCUGACAGCAAUUCAUUUGCUACCACAUCAAGCCCAAGUGCUCCACAAAGUUCAGCACCACCAAGAGUGAAAGAUCACUGGAGCUCCAGGAGAAGAUUUGGAGGUAGACGACGAAUAAAACUGAGAAGGCCGUUCUCUAAGAUUACGACAAGACGACCAUGGUCAACCUCUACAGCUGCAGGAGUUAAUGUUCCAACACUGAAGACCGAUCCAACAAGCCCAGGUGAAGAUACAAAGGUUUAUUCAACUACUGCUCACAUUUUCUCCAGAAGCCCAUCUGGAGACGCAUUGAUCCAUCCAACUAGUACCACCACAGCUCGAAUUUACUCCACAACUUUAGCUGAAAGCACGUCUGAAUGUCAGACUAAUAGACCCAUUUAUCCUACAGUUAGGAGGGUAUUCCCAAAUGCCAUUAAUGAGGAAAACACCAUCUACCUUCUGGAUGAGAAAACUGGUUCACAAAUCCAUAAAAUGAAGGCAAACAAUUUCCUGCAACAGAUGACUCCAAACUCUAGGAGGCCGUCUGCAUCUCCCCCCAUGAGCACAACAUCAGAGUUGGAUAAUGAAGGCAUUACUUCUUUUAAGGAGGAAGAGGACAAAAGCAUUGCAUCUGCAGAGGAGAUGGAUGAGUACUCGGUUCCCACGAGUACGGAUCCGACAUCUCGACUUGGCUUUAAAACCAUUUCACUGACAACUGCUCAGCAAGAUAUUACAGGCACGGUUUCAACAGCCUUACCAAAGGCCAACAAAGAGAUUCAUACAACAGAGAUCGGCUUUACGGACACAGACGGGCUGGAUGUCUUCCACGUACCUGAAUCGCACUUUAGCAAUUUUCUAAGAGAGAAUGAUACAGUGGAAGUAAGUUCUACAGAAGAAUCUGUAGUCACCUCCAUGUCACAACCCCAAGACUACUCUCUUUCACAACCAAAUGAAAGGUUUAAGGAAGAAGAAUCCAUUCACAACCAGGUUUCUUUUUCAUCAACGCCACAGACGCUUACAAAAUCCACAAGUUCACCAUCACCUAUUCUUGCUACUCAAACCAAUGAGAUUUACUUCUUACAACCAAACGCUGUUUCUAAGCAAGACCAGAGGGAAAGGAUUGUCAAUGAACUCAAUGAACCUUUGAUUUCUCCUACAUCAAUGAAUGCUUCGCCCACAAUUACGUUACCAGCAACUACAGCUGUAAUUCCCAUUACAACCCAACACAUUGGAACAACAAUAGCACCUACUACACUGUCAACAGCUGCUACUACUGUGCCUACUUCAACUACUACUACGACAACUACAGCUACUACUACUACUACUACUACUACUACUACUACUACACCUGUUCUAAAGUCAACCACCAGUUAUCUCUUACCAGACAAUAAAAUCCCAUUUUACUCUAUAAAUUCAGGAACAAACUAUAUUGAUUCCAGGCACAGGGAAAGAUUUCACAGCACUAAGCACAGGUAUCCGUACUAUCACAGUAGAAAUCCUUCUGUAAAUAUUAAACCUAAUAUUCUCAGAAAACCUUCCUUCACCACCUCACCUGUGGAUUUAAACUCUCUCAACAACGUCAAAUCAACUAGUACACCUAAGAUAUUAACAGCAACUCCUCGAGCUUCCAGUUUGAGUCCCACAACUGUACCAAACACCAUACAGCCAAACAACCAAAUUCAGAUCAACGUACCACUGAACAGACAUACAGGUGCAGUUCUGUUUCCUCAAGGACCGCAAACUCUUCCUGCCGUGCAUGUGAGGCCCAGGAUCACUGCUGCCAAGCUCUACACAGUUACUGUAAAUGCUGGGACGGAUGUGCAGUUACCGUGUGAUUCUGUGGGCGAGCCGAAACCCCUCCUGACCUGGACUAAAGUUUCCACAGGAGCCGUCAUGUCAGCCAGUACCAGAGUCCAGCGGUUCGAGGUCAGGUCCAACGGCACUUUUGUCAUCCACAACGUCCAGCUUCAGGACCGUGGGCAGUAUCUGUGCAUCGCUCGCAAUCCACAUGGCGUUGAUAAGAUGAUGGUGACACUAGUGGUGUUGGCCCAUGCGCCCAAGAUGACCCUUGCGCGACAUAAAGAUAUAACAGUUUAUCUAGGAAACACUGCACAAUUGGAAUGCCAAGCACACGGUCUCCCGAUCCCAAACAUCAGCUGGGUGCUUCCAGAUCGAUCGGUGGUGCGAGGCAUUAGUAACACAGAACAGAAGGUCAUGCUCUUCACCAAUGGAACGCUUCUAGUUAAAAACACCAAUUACUUGGACAAGGGCAUCUACAAAUGCAUAGCGAGCAAUGCUGCUGGAGCCGACAUGCUUUCCGUGAGGCUACAAAUCACAGCCUUGCCUCCCACAAUCCAAGAGCAGCUCUGGGAGAACUACACCAUCUCUAGUAGCCAAUCAGCGUUCAUGCAUUGCACAGCUAAAGGCACGCCCGAUCCGACUCUCCGCUGGGUCACAUUUACUGGCACCCAGCUUCGCCCUUCGCAGUUCAUCAAUGGCAAUUUGUUUGUUUUUCCCAAUGGGACGCUGUUUAUUCGUAAUCCCACAGAGAAGGAUUCUGGGAAUUAUGAAUGUGUGGCAGUGAAUUCAGUGGGUGUUGCUAAAAGGACUGUGAAUCUACAGGUGAAGAGGAGCUCCACAACAGCUAGAAUCAUGUCCACUUCUGCUCACAGCACUGAUGUCCACUAUGGAGGUCAGCUGAGUCUCAACUGUUCGGCCACUGGAAGUCCCAAUCCCAGGAUCAUCUGGAGGACGCCAUCUAAGAAACUGGUUGACCCAUAUUACAGCUUUGAUCGCAGAAUGAAGGUGUUCAGCAACGGCACACUCACUAUCACAUCAGUGACCGAGAAGGACGAGGGCGACUAUCUCUGCGUGGCCAGAAACAAAAUGGGCGAUGACUACGUUCUCCUUAAAGUCAACGUGAUGAUGAAAGUGGCUAAAAUCGACCACAAGUCGCUCAGCGAUCACAAGGUGUUGUAUGGAGGAGAGCUGAAAGUCGACUGUGUCGCUUCUGGUCUUCCUAAUCCAGAAAUCACUUGGAGUCUUCCGGACGGUACUAUGGUCAACAGCAUCCCUCAAUCUGAUGGGGUUCGCGCCAAGAGAUACGUGAUGUUCGAUAACGGCACGCUGUAUUUAAAUGAAGUCGGAAUGACGGAGGAAGGCGACUACACGUGCUACGCUGAGAAUCGGAUUGGGAAAGAUGAAAUGAAGGUUCAUAUCAAGGUGGUGGCGGAUGCACCAGUCAUCCGAAACAACUUUUACAGCAGCAUCAAAGUUCCUUACGGAGAAACCGCCAUCCUCAACUGCAGCUCCAAGGGAGAGCCAACUCCCGUAAUCACAUGGACAUCUCCGGCUCAUCGCGCAAUAAUGCCAGUCUCUGACAAAUACCAGAUUGCCAAUGAUGGCACUUUGCACAUUCAAAAAACCCAGAGGUAUGACAGCGGGAAUUAUACAUGCUCGGCUAGGAAUUUUGCGGGAAUUGACAAGAAAGUCAUUCACGUUGAAGUCCUUGCGUCAACGCCAGUUAUAAACGGACUUGAGAAUCUUGGGAUCGUUCGCAAAACUGUCGUAAAGGAUCAGCGUGUGCUUUUAGACUGCAAAGCAAACGGAAACCCAAUUCCGAGGAUCAUAUGGGUGUUUCCCAACAACAUUGUGCUUCCGGCACCGUAUUACGGCUCACGUAUUACAGUUCAUCGCAACGGCACACUGGACAUCCACGCGGUGCGCAUAAGUGAUUCCGUUGCGCUUGUUUGCAUUGCACGCAAUGAAGGAGGAGAAGCCAAACUCCAGGUUCAACUAGAGGUGACCGAAGGAGCUGAAAAGCCACAGUUGCUAAAUCCACCUACGGAAACUGUUCAACUCACGAGUGAUGCAAUUAAUCUAAACUGUUCCGUAGAAGGAAAACCGGCGCCGGAGAUCACUUGGAUUCUACCUAAUGGGACGACGCUUCUUAGGGAAACUAGUAUUUUCCGUUUCCAUCAUCGAUUCGAUGGGACUUUGGUUAUUAGAGACCCGUCUGUUUCAGAAAUUGGACGGUACCGAUGCAUCGGGCGAAAUAGCGCUGGAUACGUGGAACGGACUGUGACAUUAGAGUCCAAAAGAAAACCGGAAAUCACUAACAAGUACAGCUCGCUCGUCAGUAUCAUAAACGGCGAGAAUCUGCAUCUCAACUGUUUGUCCAGUGGUCUGCCGUUACCCAAACUUACCUGGACUCUACCGAACGGAGUCGUCCUAACCCGGCCACAAACAACCGGGCGAUAUUCGGUCCUCAACAAUGGCACUCUUGCUGUGCAAAGGACGUCUGUGUACGAUAGAGGGAUGUACCUCUGCCAAACCACUAAUGAGCACGGAUCGUCCAGCCUGUCGGUUUCAGUGAUCGUAAUCGCCUAUCCGCCACGGAUAACCAAAGGACCCUCUCCGGUGACCUACGCCCGCCCGGGUGUGGCGCUUCAGUUAAACUGCAUUCCUCUUGCUACGCCUAAAGCCGAGGUGGUCUGGGAAAUCCCUGACGGUCUUCAGCUGAAGGUCGGCGUCCAGCCGCGGCUCUAUGGAAACAAGUAUCUCCAUCCGCAAGGUUCACUGGUCAUUCAGAAUCCUUCCAGCAGAGACAAUGGUGUUUAUAAGUGCACGGCCAAAAACGUGGUCGGUAGCGAUAGUAGAUCAACUUACGUCUAUGUGUUUUGAUGCAAACUAACUUUUCAGACAAGCCCAGAGAACUGCGUUAAGACUGUUUGCACAAAAAUACAUCAUCCUUUGCAAUCUACUGACUCUUGUAAAUAUGAAAGCGUGAAAUUUCUGUCCACUUCAAAUGAAGCGACUCUGGAGUGUCCGUACAUCAAUGGAUGUUCAUCAGUGCUGUUGGGAAGUAAACUGAUGAUCAAGCUCAUGUGGAAUUUGCAACAAUAGAACUCUGCAUAAUCUCGUUUGUUGAUGUGUUAACUCUUUACUUAAAGCCUUUGUGUAUAAUGUAUUAUAAAAGUAGUUUUAAUGCAUCAAUUCUGCUAUGAAAUACACCUUAUAAUGCAUUGCCGGUUUUACUUUUUACUUUUAACACUUAUACAAUUUUUUUACACUAUGUAUUUUAAAUUUGGUAAUAAUUUACAACGUACAUUAUGAAUAAUUAUUAUAAUGCAGUAUACAUAAAGGCUUUAAGUAAAGUGGUACAAUAUCUAUUGUGCUUUUAAUUAUCAACUCCAUUUAGCAUAUUUUACCAUGAUUAAUUUAAUUGCUAAUGCUUCAGUUUGCCAACUACAAUAUUGAGCAUCAGCUAAGAUUAUUGAUUAUAUGAUUUAUAUUAUUUUUUCUUGCUUUUUGAAUUUUAUUAUUUACUAAUAUAUUAUUGAAAUCAAAAGCUGUAUCUUUUAAUAUUAUUUAAUGCACCUGAACUAACAUGAACUUACAGUGAACGGCUUUAAUUAACCCUAACAAAAAUUAAAUCAAUUCUGAAAUAAAUGCAUUGCUUAAUGUUGCAGCGCAUUUACUAACAUUAACUAACGGGACUUUUAACCAAUUCAUAUAUUGAAAUUUUGCAGAUUUUUGACCCCACAUUAUUUUCACAUUUUACAUGCAUUCAUUUAGCACUAAAACGUUAGUGACUGAAACAUCAGAAACUAGUCUUAAAAAUGCAACAGAGAACAAUUUACUUUUAUAUUAGAAAGCUUGACUCUUAUUGAAUUGUUCAUUAAUAAUAACUUCUUUAACAUCCACUCAUGCAUAUUUAUGAAUGAAAAGUGCUCAUUGCAUGAAAUAGGAGUCUGGUUAAACUGCUGCACUUCAUAUGUGAACAUAAUUAGAUCAUUUCUACCGCAACUGAUGACUAUGAGCAUUAAUGUUUUCUUAUGAUGCUUCCCUUGCAUGAAUAAGAUCAAUAACUGACCAAUGCUCAGUUUUAUAACAUUAGUAUGCUGCUAAGCUAAUGUGCUCAGUGUGCAGCAUCAUAUUUGGGUGCUUAUGUAUAUUCAUAUUCUUAUGAAACAUUGAAAGGAUGUCUAAUCUCUCCUCAGCUUUGCUUUCACUAGUCUUUGCAUCUCAGCACGCUGCCUUUUUAGCAGGUUUUGCGACGCAGCUUUUAACAGCUAUGCUUGGCCAGCGUGAAAAUCUAGUGAAAAUGCUUUAUUAUAUUAAAUCAGGGAUUGCUUCCAGAGCACAUUAUUAAGACUUUUUUUUCUUUUGCCACGUAUACAAUGAUGCUGCACUUGAGAAAGGUUGAGAAACGGGUGUGAAAUAGUCUCUUCUCACUUCAACGCUGGACCAAGAGCUGAUUUAAUACAUGGUUCGCACAGAAAAACAAAUCUAUAUUUGUUUAUGCCUUUUCUGUAUAUCAUCAUUCAUUUAUUUGAAUAAAUUAUGUCUUUUUUUUGUGCCAAAAAUCUAAUCCACAUCCACAAGUUUAUUAUUUAUAAAAAAGUACUUCA